Messenger RNA from Recurvomyces mirabilis, 1272 nucleotides. It is a transcript of the gene SKS1, whose product is annotated as Serine/threonine protein kinase. Bases 1 to 1272 code for a protein of 423 amino acids. Gene Ontology annotation, biological process: intracellular signal transduction; protein phosphorylation. The transcript is spliced from 2 exons. Lineage: Eukaryota; Fungi; Ascomycota; Dothideomycetes; Mycosphaerellales; Teratosphaeriaceae. Gene Ontology annotation, molecular function: protein serine/threonine kinase activity; ATP binding. Gene Ontology annotation, cellular component: cytoplasm. The record is from RefSeq and is a predicted model, not a curated record.
AUGUACCCAACUCCUCCGGCCUCGCCCAAGCCAUCUGGAACAUGUGUUCAAGAUGACAAGAUUGGCCAAAUCCUGGCAGGUCGGAUCCAACUGACUGGUGUUCUCGGCGUUGGUGCAUACGGCACAGUCUACAGAGCUCGUGAUGUAGAAACCGACGUUGAAUACGCCGUCAAGGCUCUUAACAAGGUCGGCCUCGACCAGCGGCAACGGAAGUUCCAGGAUCGUGAGAUCCAGUUCCAUUACCAGGCGAGCCAUCACAACAACAUUGUUUCCAUGUUGCAGAUACUGGAUCAUCUGGAUUGUACAUACGUUGUGCUUGAGUACUGUCCCGAAGGCGAUCUCUUUGCCAAGAUUACCGAAGAGGGCCAUUACGUUGGCGAUGACUUCAAGGCCAAAUCCGUUUUCCUGCAAAUCCUGGACGCGGUCAGACAUUGCCACUCCAGCGGUAUCUAUCAUCGGGAUCUCAAGCCUGAGAACGUCUUGGUCAAGGACAAUGGAUGGACCGUCAAGCUGGCCGACUUUGGACUCGCUACUCAAGACAGGGUCACCGCCGAUUUUGGAUGCGGCUCUACUUUCUACAUGUCUCCUGAAUGCCAACAGGCCAACCCAGGGCCGCAUGCUUGUUAUGCGUCGGGACCAAACGACAUCUGGUCCUUGGGUGUCAUCCUCGUGAAUCUGACCUGCGGCCGCAACCCAUGGAAGCGUGCGUCGCCCGAGGAUUCGACUUUCAAGGCUUUCAUGCGCGACAGGAAUUUCUUGCAGACCAUAUUGCCGGUUUCGGAUGAGCUGAACUACAUUCUCCAGCGGAUUUUUGAGCUUGAUCCACGACGGAGAGUGACGCUGGCCGAGCUGAGAAACCUGAUCAUGUGCUGCCCGCGAUUUACUCAGAGCUCGCCUUGUUCGAGUCUUCCUGCUUCGCCACCAUACUCGCCUACUGCUUCCGAGUUCUGCCAGACGAACGUGGAGCCAUGCGGAGAUGUCAUCGAUGUCCCACCUAUGGACCCAUUACCUGGUGCCCAAUACCCCAUGCUCACCGCGGUCUUCCACCAUGGACUCCCAUCACCACCUCCAUCGAAUUCUAGCAGCCCCCAACAACACCCAUAUACGUUCUUGCCGAAGGCAGUGGUACCACCUGCUGCCGGUUCUCCUUUCAUUGCCCCUACCGGACGCGCACCCUCCUUCCCGGCUUGGUCUCGUUACGGCCAACUUGUGCCUAGUCUUCACAUACCACGAUCCACCUGCUUCUGGAACCAAAUGGUCCCCGUCUACUAG